AUGGAAGGCGCCAAUGCAACAGAUGAUUCUAGAACCGCCGGUGGGAAGCUGAGAUGGACCCUGCAUAUGGAGUGCCUGCUCAUCGAUGUAUGGCAGGAAAAUAUUGAGCACUUGCGGGGAUCGCGAAAAAAUAGCCAUGUGUAUAUGGAGAUGGCCCAGACCUUGAUGGAGGCUGGGUAUGAUGUAUAUUGGAAGGAUAUUAAGACGAAGCUGGAGAACAUGACAAGGAAAUACAAGCAGGAAAAAAACAAAAUGGGGCCAAAUGAUUGGCAACAUUUUGAGACGCUGCAAGCGUUCCUCGGCUCGUUCCGUGUCCAUAACUUGGAGCAGGAUACGGUGGACAACGAGAAUACGACGCAGUACUUUUCGGAGGAAGUUCUAGAGGACCCGGAGGAAUCAAAUCUGAGUGGAAGUCGUCGUUCCGGCAGUUUGCCUCCGGCCAAAAGAGCAAGAUUAGAACAAAAGAGUGAGCUGGUCGAAAUUGCUCGAGAGAGGCUGGAGGAGCAGAAAGCGCAGACAGAAAUUCUGCAACGAAUGGCGGACAGCCAGGAGAAGUUCCAGUCGGAACUUCUCCAAUUUUUGAGGGAGUCCAGGAACUAA
Drosophila kikkawai is the source of this 600-nucleotide messenger RNA. Lineage: Eukaryota; Metazoa; Arthropoda; Insecta; Diptera; Drosophilidae. The record is from RefSeq and is a predicted model, not a curated record.